Marasmius oreades (fairy-ring Marasmius) is the source of this 1563-nucleotide messenger RNA. RefSeq lists its product as uncharacterized. The record is from RefSeq and is a predicted model, not a curated record. NCBI's taxonomy places the organism in Eukaryota, Fungi, Basidiomycota, Agaricomycetes, Agaricales, Marasmiaceae. The coding region runs from base 197 to 1354 and encodes 385 amino acids. The transcript has 11 exons.
GCUUAUGGGUGGCCUGUGUCCUAUAGGCUAUCACUGACGAGCUGGCAAAGGGGCACUUUUAAAUGACCGCCACGGGCGCCAUCCAUUCAUGGUAACGGCGUUCAAUUUCUUCCUUCCUUUCCACCAUCUGCUACCGUACUCUUCAAAGUCCUCUCCGGACAGUCCACUCAUUUUCCCCUAUAUAUUUGUGGCUUGAAUGGCACACCUACGUGCAAUUCGUUUGACCCUCUAUGGGUUUAUGCUUGCUUUUGGUAUAAUUCAGACUGCACUUGCAGCAGCAUUGGCGAUCUAUAGUGGCGUCUAUCAGUGGGAUUACAAAAACAUUAAACCACUUUUUGCAUUUUCUACGGCUACGUCGAUCUUUGCUCUGCUUGCCUGGAUAUGGAUUAGUGUUUUAACUUCUUACAACAACAAGACUGGAACCGCCCACGUCCUCACGACCGCAUUUCCACAUUUUCUUUCUGUUACUUUGAUGUCGACCAUCUGGCUUGCUUUCGGGAUCAUGAUUCUGACCGGGACGAAGACCGUCUGCGACUUGGCUCGUGAAGAACCGAAUGGAGAUUUCCCUGGGCUAUGUAUCUUGACGGUCACGACUGGAACGGUCACGAUGGUUCUUUGGCUACUCGCUACCGGUGCAGCUUUCGCUGUACAUUGGACCAUUCGAAAAUCUGGCGACCGUUGGUGCAAAAUUUUUUCUCAAGACGGCGAUCUACGGCCAGAUGAACGUGUUUACGGACCCAUGCCUCGGAAAACCGCCCUUCGUACCACCCUUUAUUCUCUGAUUUUAUUCUUUGCAAUCUGCGAAGAUGUUAUCGGACCAAUGUUUGGAGCUGCUUUCUUCUUUGCCCCUCGAACAACGUUUGCUAUAUUCAAAUUCGUCGCUGCUCUCAUUUCAUUGUUGACCUGGAUAUGGGUAGCUGUUUUGCUGUCUUACAACCGACGGCCCUCAUCAAAUCGUGGCAUUACCAAAGCCGCAGCGCAUUUCUACUCUUUACUGGUCUUGUGCAUACUGUGGCUGGCUGUUGGAAUCAUGUUCAGCACAGAGGCCCACUAUCAAUGCACUGUCAUUCCAGAGAUGGUGUCUCGAUACGAGGACGUAAACGUACAUCUAGACACCCCUACAAUCUAUUGUUCCGCCACUAUCCCAAGCCUUGUUCUGUCGCUCCUGUUGUUCGCCUUGACUGGCGGUGCAGCCUUCUUUGUUUACCACACGACGCGGCAAGCAGGGGCCAGCUUGAUUGACAGCAAUGUCGCACAAUUCGACGGCGAGCUUCCUGAAGCUGGAGAACAGCGUGGAAUGGUGGCUGCAACUACAGGUGCAACUGGUGGUUCUCAGGUCUCGGUCGUGGUUUAAUUGGUAAAUUAGGAGCGUGUACAUCUUUAAUCCAUCUUCGGGACAAUCUCGUGUAUGGGUUUUCUUAUCAUUUGGAAACACUUCCACAUGGCUAUGAAUACUGAACGUUCGUCACAUCGUCAAGUUAUUUCUAUUGACUUUUUACUACGCACGCCGCAUUAGUAGCGAAAUCAUUGAUUACAUGUGGUUUCAGAAUUACGCCCUUCGCC